UACAUACCCAUUCUCCAGAUGCUCCUAUGUAACUCUGUCUUUGUCUGACAUAAUGCAUUGAAAAUAUUCAGCUUCUGCCAUAGCUCCAGGACAUUUUGGAUAGCUACUCUGGACUCACAUCCCGCACAAGAAACAUCUACGACAACCAUAAACCCAUAAAAAACUACCCCCCCCAAUUGAAGCUUUUGUUACUGCCCCUCUACAAAGGGCCGUUUUCCCGGUGGUAGUUGUCUGGAGGGGAUUGCGGAAUAUAAAGAGUUGUGCAAAUUUACACUCAAUGCAUUCAAUUGACUUUCAAAGAUGAAAUAUAUUUUGUAAUUUAAAAUGAAUACGUAUUCCAUACAUGGCAUGUUAAGAUAAAUCUGUACAAAGAUUUGACACAAUUUUCUUAUACACAGUCAUGUUGCCCGUCUCAUGAACUAACUCUGCAUUAAUCUUUUCUCUUUCUUGAAUAACACAGUAUCCUGAUGUCACCAUGCCUGUGUCUCUUGGUGAAUGGCGUGUCAGGAUCGGCACGUUCAUGCGACGUCGGAGGAAAGAAUACGACUACCACUAUUUUUGGAGGAAACUUCACAACUUAAUGAAAAAAGCCAAGAAUGCUGAGCCACCCGAAGAAAACAACAAUUCUGAGUGUAACAUUUCAUCUCGCACUGGCUCUUCGCCCGAUGCGAAUAGAUCUCCAAGCAACACGGCUCGUCAGUCUGCAUCUUCUGCUCAAACAGGGCAUUUACGUGACGUCAACAAUGGCGGAGGUAACGCAAGCUCACCGACUCUCUCACAAUCUGACGUUACAGAGUGUGAUACUGUCAAGGAGAGUGGAUUCCCAUGCGGUAUAAAUUACCCCGGUCAUAGCAAUGUCUCUCACUCUGAGUCUUCGUGUGCUCAAAGCAGUGGUUCUUCAAUUGAAAAAGAGACCAACCUAGCUGGCCCUGAUACCACUGAUGUGACAAUUCCAGUUCCCCGACCCUGUGUAGAAGACGAAUUGGACAACAAUGACAUAGCCAUUAAUGUCAUGUCACAUGAAUACAUCCCGAAAUCCGCCCAAAUAAGUAAAACAGACAAACCUGAAGUUGGCACAUCAGAGUCGAACUCACUUGUACCUGCAGACGUUCAUGGUGAGACAGAUCGUAUCAAUCGAGACAAGGAGGAAACUAUAGACUCCGCACCGUUAGGGAUAGAGGAUCAAUCAUCGGACAUAUCACCUAAACAUAGACUAGAUACAACGAUGAAUACCGACCAAAGAACAUCACCUAUAAGGGAAGUAACGGAGUAUCAUGGAUCCCCGAUCUAUCCGGUCCUCGGAUCAGGGACAAGCAGCGGUGAAGCAGAUGAAAUUAAAGGGAAUGACUGUCCAGACAUGAAUAACAUACUUCUAUUGAGAUCCGGUGAUGUAGAACAAAACCCUGGCCCAAAUGAUAAACCUGGGAACCUCACCGAACUCGAACUUUAUCUCAUUGCUGACAGUAUGGAUCCAUCAGAUUUCAGGAAGGUCGGACUAGCUUUGGGAUUCACUGAGGCUGAACUAAGUCGGUUUGAGAAAGAUCAGAUGGGCAACACUUUGUAUGCUAUCUAUAAGAUGCUUUACGAAUGGCGGAAGAGAGUACGUGAUAGCGAGGCGAGGGAGGCGUUGGUGGUCACGUUACACCGAAUUAAGCUGGUACAGCUUGCUGAUAGCGUACAGAAAGGUCAGGUUGGUGAUCACAUACCGUCCAUGACAGAGAAGGAAAUCCAACGGGUUGCUGAAGAGGUCAAACACUAUUUGGCAAUUCAUCUAUGCCAGAUUCAAGCCGAUCCACUGAACAGUGAACUUGUACUUGAAUUCAAACGUAUCUUCACCAAUCUAACGUUGAUGGAAGAAGACAAAGGUACAAAACUCAAGACACCGCUUCUCUACGAUGACCUCCUCAGGACCAAAGUCAACGGAACCUAUCCCAAACGCUUGUUGGUAGAAGGUGAAGGUGGUGUAGGAAAGACCACUUUUUGCGCCAAGAUCGCUUGGGAUUGGAUCCACGGAAAAGCCUACCAAGAUUUCAAACUGGUUCUUGUCAUCCUCCUUCGCAAGACAGAGGGCAAGACUGUUGGAGAGAUAGUGAAGUCGUAUCUUUCUGACAACAAUCCCGUCACAGCCAAACAGCUAGACAAGCACAUCCUCUCAAAUCCGGAUGACGUUUUUCUUGUCUUGGAUGGCCUAGAUGAGUUUGCUGUCGAUCUUGACAGCAAUCAGCAAAUCGCCCUGAUCACUCUCAAUCAUCUGUUCAAGUCAGGGACAGUACUAAUCACAUCGAGACAAUGGAGAUCAGAUGAGAUUAGGAAGAAUGCCGAUCUUAGAAAGGUGUUUGCUUUCAUUGCUGUAGAAGGUUUCUCUGCUGAAAACCUCUCUUCUUACAUCACCAAGUUCUUUCAUCCAGAUGCAGCUUCCUCUGAAGAUCUGAACCGAUUCAUAUCGAACAACGAUGUGAUCAGAGAGAACAUGGCUCCCUACCCCAUAUACACAGCCAUGCUGUGUAUCAUGUGGAAAGAGUUUGAUGGAGAGCGCCGAGAGGCAAUGUCCAAGCUGCAAACAUUUUCCCAGCUCUUCAAUCAGAUGAUUGACUUUUUGGUUGAUCAUCACCUAUCAAAGCACAUUCCAUCUUCAGGUAUUGUUGGAGGCAAAUUAAGUGAGCAUUGUUCAGAUAUUCGUCAUCACCUGAUUCACAUCGGCCGCAUUGCCUUCCAGGGGCUUCUCGAAAGACGGUUAGUAUUCACAGAAGAAGAGUUUCAGAGCUAUCCAGAGUCCAUCGAUGUAGGUUGUAAAGUUGGUGUACUCACCAGAGAGAAGAAAAUUCUUCCGAGGCGAGACAGGAGAAACACUCCAAAUUCAGUAGUCCAAUCGGUGCAGUUUCCCCAUAAGCUCUUCCAGGAGUAUCUAUCAGGAAUGUAUCUUGCAUCCCUUUACAAGUCAAACCGUAAUGAGUAUGACAUGUUGAUAGCGAGUAUCAUACAGGAAGCAGUGGAAUACCGGUACCUACUGUACUUCACCUCGGCCCAGCAGAAGAGGGUCGGCUUUGAUAUCGUAUCUCGUCUCAUAGCGUUGAAACCAGUGCGCCAACCUUUCGGUAUUGAUGAUGAUGACUUCAUCAUAGAUGUAGCAUAUGAGAGCCAAGACCAAGCAGUGACCAAAGCAGUGGUGGAUCAUCUAUCGACUACGUCCAGAAAGACACUGAGGAUCACCACAUGGAUGCAGGCACACACAGUAUCAGGGCAUACUUUCAUCAUGAAUCAUCGUGAAGUGGAUGACCUGAGUAUUAAGAAGUCAUGUGGACGGACGGCUUCAGAGGACCUGGCUGAAUUCAUCUGCUCAUCACGAUCACUGAGAUCUGUUACGAUCGAUCUUACUCAAGUUACUGGUACUAUGCAUGACGUCUUCUACUCGGUGCUUGCGAAUAAUGCAGUCGAUUCCAAGAUUGAGACUCUUAACAUUCACUCUGAUGAUCUCAGUGGACGUCCCUCAGCAUCACGUGAUCUCGCUCAGUUCAUCUGUAAGAUGACUCAUCUGAAGGACCUGACACUCAAGGGUCAGUAUCACCAUGGACCUACUAGUACUACAGUAGGUCCAUGGUAUCACGAUGCUUUCUACUCAACAGCGUCAUCGAUGGCAUCAUCCGCAAAGAUUGACCCUCUUAACAUCCACUCUGGUGAUAUCAGUGGACGUCCCUCUGUAUCACGUGAUCUCGCUCAGUUCAUCUGUAAGAUGACUCAUCUGAAGGACCUGACACUCGGCGGUCAGUAUCACGAUGACUUCUACUCAACAGCGUCAUCGAUGGCAUCAUCUGCAAAGAUUGAGACUCUUGACAUCGACUCUGCUGAUCUCGGUGAACGUCCCUUUGCAUCACGUGAUCUCGCUCAGUUCAUCUGUAAGAUGACUCAUCUGAAGAAGCUGACACUCGACGGUCAGUAUCACGAUGACCUCUACUCAACAUCAUCAUCGAUGGCAUCAUCUGCAAAGAUUGAGACUCUUGACAUCGACUCUGCUGAUCUCGGUGAACGUCCCUUUGCAUCACGUGAUCUCGCUCAGUUCAUCUGUAAGAUGACUCAUCUGAAGAAGCUGACACUCGACGGUCAGUAUCACGAUGACCUCUACUCAACAUCAUCAUCGAUGGCAUCAUCUGCAAAGAUUGAGACUCUUUACAUCUACUCUGCUGAUCUCGGUGAACGUCCCUUUGCAUCACGUGAUCUCGCUCAGUUCAUCUGUAAGAUGACUCAUCUGAAUGACCUGACACUCGACGGUCAGUAUCACGAUGACUUCUACUCAACAUCAUCAUCGAUGGCAUCAUCUGCAAAGAUUGAGACUCUUUACAUCUACUCUGCUGAUCUCGGUGAACGUCCCUUUGCAUCACGUGAUCUCGCUCAGUUCAUCUGUAAGAUGACUCAUCUGAAUGACCUGACACUCGACGGUCAGUAUCACGAUGACUUCUACUCAACAUCAUCAUCGAUGGCAUCAUCUGCAAAGAUUGAGACUCUUGACAUCGACUCUGCUGAUCUCGGUGAACGUCCCUUUGCAUCACGUGAUCUCGCUCAGUUCAUCUGUAAGAUGACUCAUCUGAAGGACCUGAAACUCGACGGUCAGUAUCACGAUGACUUCUACUCAACAUCAUCAUCGAUGGCAUCAUCUGCAAAGAUUGAGACUCUUUACAUCCGCUCUCGUGAUCUCGGUGAACGUCCCUCUGCAUCACGUGAUAUCGCUCAGUUCAUCUUUAAGAUGACUCAUCUGAAGAAGCUGACACUCGACGGUCAGUAUCACGAUGACUUCUACUCAACAUCAUCAUCGAUGGCAUCAUCUGCAAAGAUUGAGACUAUUUACAUCUACUCUGCUGAUCUCAGUGAACGUCCCUCUGCAUCACGUGAUCUCGCUCAGUUCAUAUGUAAGAUGACUCAUCUGAAGGACCUGAGACUCCGCGGUCAGUGUCACGAUGACUUCUAUUCAACAUCGUCAUCGAUGGCAUCAUCUGCAAAGAUUGAGACUCUUUACAUCGACUCUGCUGAUCUCGGUGAACGUCCCUUUGCAUCCCGUGAUCUCGCUCAGUUCAUAUGUCAGAUGACCCAUCUGAAGAAGCUGACACUCGACGGUCAGUAUCACGAUGACCUCUACUCAACAUCGUCAUCGAUGGCAUCAUCUGCAAAGAUUGAGACUCUUUACAUCGACUCUGCUGAUCUCGGUGAACGUCCCUUUGCAUCCCGUGAUCUCGCUCAGUUCAUAUGUAAGAUGACCCAUCUGAAGAAGCUGACACUCGACGGUCAGUAUCACGAUGACCUCUACUCAACAUCGUCAUCGAUGGCAUCAUCUGCAAAGAUUGAGACUCUUAAGAUUAACUCUGAUGAUCUCGGUGAACGUCCCUCGGCAUCACGUGAUCUCGUUCAGUUCAUCUCUAAGAUGACUCAUCUGAAGGACCUGACACUCCGCGGUCGGUAUCACGAUUACUUCUAUUCAACAUCGUCAUCGCAAGCAUCAUCUGCAAAGAUUGAGACUCUUGGGAUCUACUCUGAAGAUCUCAAUAAACGUCCCUCUGCAUCACGCGAUGUCGCUCAGUUCAUCUGUAAGAUGACUCAUCUGAAGGACCUGACACUCCGCGGUCAGUAUCACGAUGACUUCUACUCAACAUCGUCAUCGAUGGCAUCAUCUGCAAAGAUUGAGACUCUUAAAAUCCACUGUGAUGAUAUCAUUGAACGGCCCUCGGCAUCACGUGAUCUUGCUCAAUUCAUCUGUAAGAUAGCUCAUCUGAAGGACCUGACACUCCGCGGUCAGUAUCACGAUGACUUCUACUCAACAUCGUCAUCGAUGGCAUCAUCUGCAAAGAGUUGUAACACGAGCCCCACCCUGGCUGAGCUUACAGUGGAUGAUGGCACACUAGAUGGAUGGCAGGAUUGUGGUUCGAUGUUUGACAGUGUGAAGAGGGUCACUAUACAGGUACGGAGGACGAUCAACUCUGACGUCAUCCAGAGGAUCCAUCUACCAGGAGCAAGAGAACUUACCAUUCAAACAACUGAGUAUGCAGGUCGACCGGCUGUUUUCCACGAGGAGCCCACUUCACUACUUAAUGCCCUCCUGAAUAUCUCCCCUCAGCUUCUCAAGGUGACAUUCAGCGAUCUCGACAUUCGUAACAGUAAGAUGGAACUAAUCUUACAAGCUUUCAACCUCAAACAUCUGAAGUUUAUCAGAUUCAUACGAUGCGGGUCAGAUGAGGCCGUGGAUGAUGUCAUAAUUGCUUGCAAUAAAGACAAGGUCAUGGAGGUGGAGGUGGAGCAUGGCAAACCACGUGGGUAA
Molecule: messenger RNA, 6301 nt
Organism: Strongylocentrotus purpuratus (purple sea urchin)
Lineage: Eukaryota; Metazoa; Echinodermata; Echinoidea; Camarodonta; Strongylocentrotidae
Exons: 21
Coding region: 476-6301 (1941 amino acids)
Biological process (GO): signal transduction
Molecular function (GO): protein binding
Source: RefSeq, a predicted model, not a curated record